Molecule: messenger RNA, 1596 nt
Organism: Callithrix jacchus (white-tufted-ear marmoset)
Lineage: Eukaryota; Metazoa; Chordata; Mammalia; Primates; Cebidae
Source: RefSeq, a predicted model, not a curated record
GAUGUGAAGUAAAAUGUGCUGCCACUUAAUUGAUAAAACUAUGUUCAAAGAGCAGCUAGUGUUUUCCUAACUAAUGUUCAUGUUAAUGUUUGGGCUUGAAGAAGUUGCCAUUUAUUCAUCCUUUUGUUCAGUAAAUAGUUAUCGAGCAUCCUCUUUAUGCCAUUGCUUUAUGGAAAGCACUGGACAUCAAGUAGGGAACAGGAUGCAGGAUCCAUACUUUGCUAGAGGUUAUAGUCAAGUGAGUGGAGUUUACUGCCAAGUAGGACAGACAAAAUAAUACAUUGAGAAGACAUGAACUUAAUAAAGAAUGGGAAUUCUGAAAGUGAUCUGAAUGGAAGUAAGUUUAAACAGGAGGCUCAAAUUGUUACAAGGAUAGGGAAAUUGUGAAAAUAGCAUGGACAUUUCAGGUAUGAGGAUGGCAAAUAGAGUGUCUUAGAAACAUAAGUACCAAACUAUACUUUCAUUUCAAAUUUGAAACUAUGCUAUCCUGUGGAUUCCUUAUCAAGUUAGGAGUAGUAAGAAAUUGAUAUUUGUGGAAGUGUUUUAGAGAAAUGCAUGUGUAUAUAGCACACGAAACUGUUAUAGUAGGUAGUCAAGGAAACAUGAGCAGGGCAGGAGAGGGCACCCGCCCCACCACCAGGAAUGUUAGGCCACCACCAUCCGGUGAUGGUCAGGUGGUGGUUAAACUGCCUCUGAAAUAAUAAUCGGUUGCAGACAGCACCAGGGAAAGGCAGUCUCUCAACAAAUAGAAACAACUGAAACUGGUGAUCCACAGCUUUUGAUAAGAUCUCAGGAGCUGGGUGAGUGAGGUCACGUAGGCACACUAAGAGGCAAAAUGGCAGAGUUUAACUGGUAUAUGACAUUAUAAGAACACUCAACCGGUAAGAGAAAAAUGCCUCAAUAAGCAUGUGCACAUCAGUAAGCACGCUGUGCAUGCAGCCCCUCCCAAGGGUUGACAGUUCACUGCACAUGUGGACAAAGAAGAAUCCAAAGGAAGAAUCAGGGAGAAGAGAUGAGAGAAGAUCCCAAAGGAUAACCAUGUAUAAAAAAAACCCCACGUAGCAUUUUGAGGUAGACCCGGUUGUAGCUGUUAUGGAUCUCGAUCUGCACGCAUCUGCUCCUAACUCACUGCUGUUUGCUGUCCCUGAGGAACAAGUCAGUCAGGAAGCCGCCUCAGCCAUGGCUUUUAAGGAUACUGGAAAAACACCCGUGGAGUCAAAGGUGGCAAUUCACUGAAUUUGAAUUACUCCAAGGAGCCACAAUGUAAAAUCCGUGGAGAAGGCGUGUGCUGACUUGAUCAGAGGAGCAAAGGAAAAGAAUCUCAAAGUGAAAGGACCAGUUGGAAUGCCUCCCAAAUCUUUGAGAAUCACUACAAGAAAAACUCCUUGUGGUGAAGGUUCUAAGACAUGGAAUCAUUUCCAAAUGAGUAUCCACAAGGGACUCAUUGAUUUGCACCAUCCUUCUGAGAUUGUUAAGCAGAUUACUUCCAUCAGGAUUGAGCCAGGAGUUAAGGUGGAAGUCAACAUUGCAGAUACUGAAGUCAACUAUAUUAAUAAAUUGAUUACCAGUUUUCAAAAAAAAAAACAUCAAUGGUGA